UCGCCGCGCCUGCGCCUCCGCGUCACGUGGUGGGGGCGCGGGGCGGCUUCGGCGGGCGCCAUGUUGUGCGGCCCCGAGCCGGGCCGGGGAUGGCGGGGGCCGCCAGCAACUGGCUGUCCGGGGUCAACGUGGUGCUGGUGAUGGCCUACGGCAGCCUGAUCUUCGUGCUGCUGUUCAUCUUCGUGAAACGCCAGAUCAUGCGCUUCGCCAUGAAGUCCCGCCGUGGCCCACACGUCCCCGUCGGACAGCACGCGCCCAAGGAUUUAAAGGAAGAGAUUGACAUUCGACUGUCGAGGGUGCAAGAUAUCAAGUACGAGCCCCAGCUGUUAGCUGAGGAUGACAGCAGGCUGCUGCAGCUGGAGACGCAAGGCUGCUACAACUACUUGUACAGGAUGAAGGCGCUGGAUGCGAUCCGGACGUCGGAAAUCCCGUUUCACGCCGAGGGCCGGUACCCCAAGUCUUUAAUCGGGAAGAACUUCUGUGCCUAUCUGCUGGAACUGAGGAACUCCAGCGGCUCCUUCAAAGGCAUCCGCAAGGCCUUGAUCGACACCUUGCUGGACGGGUACGAGAGCGCCCGCUACGGCACCGGGGUCUUUGGGAAACCGGAAUAUCUCAAGUACCAGGAUGCUCUGAACGAGCUGGCAAACAUGACCAAGGCGCGGGGAGGCAGCAGCCAGAGGCAGCACCAGUCGGCGGCCAAGGACCUCACUCUGUCCCCCGAAGUGUCCAACCCCGCCACCAUCCAGGUCACCUACCUGCCUUCCAGCCAGAAGAGCAAACGUGCCAAACACUUCCUGGAGCUGAAGAGCUUCAAGGACAACUACAACACGCUGGAGAGCACGCUGUGAGCGGGGACCUUCGGCCAGCGGAGCAAACCCGGGGGGGAUUUGGCCUCAGGGCCGCGUGCUGGGACCAAGCGGCCGCGCUCUCUCUCGCUGUCCCUCUCGCAGGACACGGGGCAUCGUAGCUCGGCCGGCGGAGCCCUCCCUCGCCAGGAGCCUCUCGUGGCGCUGUGCCCACCCGCUCUCGGCUGCCUGGGAUGCUGCUCGAGGCUGGCAGCCCUGGCCCUGUGAAUAAACUUCAGUUAGCUGUA
This is a messenger RNA of Numida meleagris (helmeted guineafowl), 1093 nucleotides long. It is a transcript of the gene LTAP1, whose product is annotated as chromosome 24 C1orf43 homolog. Gene Ontology annotation, biological process: phagocytosis. NCBI's taxonomy places the organism in Eukaryota, Metazoa, Chordata, Aves, Galliformes, Numididae. The record is from RefSeq and is a predicted model, not a curated record. Bases 90 to 848 code for a protein of 252 amino acids. The transcript is spliced from 7 exons.